CUUGAGACGAUGUCACUCUCUCUACUCUCUUCUGGGGCGUUGUAGUGGAUGUAAUGCCGAUAUGUCGCAUUUCCGGUCGUGUUGGUGCAAUCACUGCCUGUACAAUGUGCUGCCAAUGUUGUAGCUGGAGUUACCAUGGUAAUGUGAAAAGCGCCAAACGCGAUGGAGCCAUAAGGGAUGAUGAUAUGCUCGAAGCAAUACAUCCCAUCGGAAAGAUAGAUCAUAGAGCUUGAACGGUAAGGAUGCGUGCAUGCGGCCUUUUGAUACUGUAACUUAGAGUACUGAUUGAUCGUCAUGGAAUUGAGUAAAAGUAUUUCUUUUUCCAUUACAAUUUUUGUCGAACUAAGAACUUCGUCUAAUCUGGCUUUAUGUUGCUUCUGAU
Molecule: messenger RNA, 382 nt
Organism: Zychaea mexicana
Lineage: Eukaryota; Fungi; Mucoromycota; Mucoromycetes; Mucorales; Lichtheimiaceae
Exons: 1
Coding region: 54-233 (59 amino acids)
Source: RefSeq, a predicted model, not a curated record